Molecule: messenger RNA, 2050 nt
Organism: Protopterus annectens (West African lungfish)
Lineage: Eukaryota; Metazoa; Chordata; Ceratodontiformes; Protopteridae
Product: C3a anaphylatoxin chemotactic receptor-like
Exons: 2
Coding region: 201-1280 (359 amino acids)
Biological process (GO): phospholipase C-activating G protein-coupled receptor signaling pathway; complement receptor mediated signaling pathway; inflammatory response
Cellular component (GO): plasma membrane
Molecular function (GO): complement component C5a receptor activity; G protein-coupled receptor activity
Source: RefSeq, a predicted model, not a curated record
CUUUAUAUCAUGGGCAGAAGUAAUGAAAUAUUUCAUUGCACAGGAUAACAAAAUUUCAGGGGACAAUAUCCAGUACAUUACUUUUUUUUUCAAUUGGUAUACAUACCACUGAAUCAUUCUCUUCAAUUCUGAUUCCAAACAGAUACUGCUUCAGAUUGUCCUGCAGGUUUCCAGUACUGCGGUGACUAUACGUGAAAAGUAUGAGCAUCCUAUUCAACUUGACUGACUAUUCAGACAUGUAUUACAAUACCACUUAUGGUGAAGACAACAUCACUGAGCCUUAUAAUGUUACAUUUAUUUAUGGAAAUGAAGAUUAUCACUGUAUAGAGCUAGUAUCAAUGGUCCUUUACAGUAUCACGGUAAUCAUAGGAAUCCCUGGAAAUGCAACUGUCAUAUGGGUGGCUGGACUGAAAAUGAAGCGGACAGUGAACACAGUAUGGUUUGUGAACUUAGCAAUUGCUGAUUUUCUCUGUUGUCUCUCCCUCCCUUUUUCCAUUGCACACCUUGCUAUGCAUUAUCACUGGCCUUUCGGCCAAGUCCUCUGCCAAAUGGUCUCAUCUGCAAUGGUUUUUAAUAUGUUUGCUAGUGUCUUCUUGCUAACAGUCAUCAGUAUAGACCGCUGUGUUUUGGUGACCAAUCCAAUAUGGUCUCAGAACAAUAGAAAGCCUCAUUUAGCAGUAAUAGUAUGUGCUACCAUUUGGUUACUGGCUUUCCUAAUGUCUUUGCCUGUUUUUCUUUAUAGAGAAGUUCACACUGACAGUUUUUCAGAUCAAUCAAUAUGUACAUACACAAGUGAUUAUGUUUAUGUUUCCAGACUUAGAAUAUUACUUAAAUUUGUAUUUGGCUUUCUACUUCCUUUCUUUAUUAUCUGUAUCUGUUAUGGUAGCAUCACAAACAAAGUGAGAAGUUCUCGUUUUACAAGGUCAAGAAAAACAUUUAAAGUUGUAGUAAUUGUAAUUGUGGCAUUCUUUAUUUGCUGGUCACCCUAUCAUAUCAUUGAGAUUCUGAGCAUAUUUCUUCACCCGGGUGAUACAGAAAGCAAUAUUCAUGACUGGCUUCAGGUCUUGGAUUCCCUAACUAUUGGUCUUGCCUAUAUGAACAGCUGUGUGAACCCCAUGGUGUAUGUAUUCACAGGACAAGAGUUUAAAGAGAAGGUCAGAAAGUCAGUUAAGCAAGUCUUCGAAAGUGCCUUUAGUGAAGAGCUGACUCGUACUACAGCUCAGUCUAAGAGCAAAACAAGAUCUUCCAUGGAUGAUGGAAUUGCACAAUCAAUCAUGUGACAAAUGAAGACUUCCAAAUGAGUCCAGGAACACUUAACAAAUGUAUGGUAGAACACGCUAGAGAAAGCUUAAUUCUGAUCACCAAAAUGAACAUAUUUCAGCAUGAUGCUAUAAUUGUCACAUCUGUGAGUAAACGUACUAAUGUCAUUCAUACAGUUUUAACAGAAAGAAGCUAGCUAUUACACACCAUGACCAGCACCACUGAAAUGCAUUGCAGCACCUGAUGUUUAUAGGUAGAAAAACUGUAACAUGUUAAGAGAGCUUGAAAAAUUACUCAGAUGUACAUUUUGUAAACAUACCAUGUGAGAUUUGAAGCUGUGCACUUUAUAUGUAUUUAAUACAGCAAUACAUUGAAAAUAGACAAUGACCUGUUGGAAAUAACCCUUAGAAAUAUAUUAUAUACAUUAGCUUACACUACUAAGGAUAUUGCUUUGGACUGUUAUUUUUCAUAAAGAUGGAAACUGUUUGUGACAAGAGGAUUAUAUGACAAUGUCAAUUAGUUUCAAGAAAGUUAAUUAUUUGCAGGAGACUUUUAUACCCGACAGAAAAUGCAUCAGGAUUGUACAAUGUCUUAGCUUGCUUCAUGGACAACGAUUACUUAUAGUACAGUCAUGUUCAAUGACUGGUUAAUCUCACAAAGGUAGUAGUUACACGGACAAAAUAUAUGUGCAAAUAAGUACUCAUUUUAAAGUUAAAAUAUUGUUCAUAGCUGGUGUAUAAAUAAAGUAAGUAAAGUGCCAUUAAAUGUGUACGCAGUCUACAGAACACAA